This is a messenger RNA of Leptopilina heterotoma, 4519 nucleotides long. It is a transcript of the gene MED23, whose product is annotated as mediator of RNA polymerase II transcription subunit 23. NCBI's taxonomy places the organism in Eukaryota, Metazoa, Arthropoda, Insecta, Hymenoptera, Figitidae. The record is from RefSeq and is a predicted model, not a curated record. The transcript has 21 exons. Bases 167 to 4282 code for a protein of 1371 amino acids. Gene Ontology annotation, cellular component: transcription regulator complex; mediator complex. Gene Ontology annotation, biological process: positive regulation of gene expression; regulation of transcription by RNA polymerase II.
CUAUUAGUUGAACAACAUGGUUGAAAACGUUGUUUGAUUGUUUGAUGCCAAAUAAAAGUUUUGUUUUAAAGAAUAGAAAAAAAAUAUUAACAAGGACUUGUGUGUUUAAUAAAUAAAUAAAUAUGCAUCUUUUAUAAGUCCUGCGAAUUAAAUUUUUCAAUAAAAAAUGGAGAAAGCGAACACUGAAACACAAAUUUUAAAUAUUGUUCAUGAUAUUCUGAAAGUAGAAGCAAUAGAAGAAGCGUUCAGUUGCGUUAUAGUUCAUAAUGCAGAGUUGGAAAGUGAAAAAAUAGCAGGAUGGCAAAAGGAAUUAUCGACAAUAAUGACUGGAUUAACAGCCGAACAACAGGAAAGUGCUGUUCGUCAGUUUCUUUCUCUGGCUGCUGGAAUGACAAAUCAUAGACGUUUACAAUUAUUGCUCUCAAUGUUGGAAACGUUAGUUACAAAAGGAGUUUUGCCAGCUAGAUUAGUGUGUGAAUGUAUUCUCAAUUGUGAUAAGCUUGUUUAUCAAGCAGAAGAUUUCUGGGUGAAGUGUUUUUCAUUAAUUCGAAAUAUUAUCGGUGGAGUUGAUUAUAAAGGUGUUAGAGAAAUUUUAAAGGGGUGUAGAGAUAAGGCUCAAACAAUUCCGACAAGACUGCCAACAACCGUGCAACCUCAAUUGAAAGCUUUGGAGAAUGUAAUUGAAUAUAUUUUUGAUCGUAACGCUUGUCUAUUGCCAGCAGUAUUUAUUAUUAACGAAAUAAGAAAAACAUCGCCCGAUCAUAAACGAUGGCCCCAUUGGAGAUUGACGAAGCUUCUUUCGGAUUUCGUGGAAAGUUUUCGACCCGCUGCACAAAUGGUAUCAAUUGUGGGACAUUCGAAAAUGUUACCAGUCGUCGAGCAUUCUGGUUACGCAGAUUAUUUAAUAAAUCCUUGGGUAUUGGAUCGUGAGAAUUUGCAAUUUUCCCUUAAGGGCAAUCUUCCAUACGAUCAGGAUUUAUUAAAGCCACAAACGGAAUUGUUGAGAUACGUUUUGGAGCAGCCCUACAGUCGUGAUAUGGUUUGCUCUAUGCUCCAACUUCCAAAGCAGCAUAAACAGCGUUGUAUAGCUUUAGAAGAACAACUCGUGGAACUUGUUAUUCUUGCCAUGGAACGAUCCGAGAAUGAUCCAUUGCCUUCGGAAUCUACUGAUGGAACAGCCGCAGCAAAUCAUUACGUUUGGCUGCAUUUGUCUUCACAAUUAAUAUACUUUGUGCUCUUUCAAUUUGCAUUUUUUUCCGAAUUCUGUACAGCAAUUCAUGACAGGCUGGCGAGUUGUGAAUUGAGAAAAGGACGAGAUCAUUUGAUGUGGGUUUUACUUCAAUUCAUUUCCGGAAGUAUACAACGAAAUCCGUUAUCAAAUUUUCUUCCUGCUCUGAAACUUUAUGAUCUUCUUUAUCCUGAGACGGAACCUUUCCCAGUUCCCGAUCUGACUCAACCACUUUGCACUCAUCAAAUGGCAAGCACCUGUAUUUGGAUUCAUCUUCUGAAGAAAGCUCACAGUGAACACGCAAAUUUUCAUCGACCAAUUCCACACGCCCUCAAAGUUCAUCACGAAUUUUUACAACAUUUAGUAAUACCGAAUACUCAAUUGUGUAUGGGAUCCGACUAUCGAAUUGCUCUUUUGUGCAAUGCUUACUCGACGACUCAAGAUUGUUUCAGUAGACCAAUGGCUGCUCUUGUCGAUACAAUACUAGGCAAUCAAAAGGGACAACAACAACAGUCGUUGCAAAAUUUGCAAAAUAAUGCAGCACUCGUCAAUGGACCAACGACUCCAUUGUCAAUGUCAAUUUUAGAUUCACUCACAGUUCACUCGAAGAUGAGUCUCAUUCAUCAUAUUGUUACGCAUGUAAUUAAAUUGGCUCAAUCAAAAAGUAAUAUGGCCUUGGCACCAGCUCUCGUCGAAACGUACAGUAGAUUAUUGGUCUACACCGAGAUUGAGAGUUUAGGAAUUAAAGGCUACAUUGGACAAUUGUUGCCACAAGUUUUUAAAUCUCACGCUUGGGGAACGUUGUACACUCUUUUGGAAAUGUUCAGUUAUCGAAUGCAUCACAUUCAACCUCAUUAUCGUGUACAACUUUUAUCGCAUCUUCACAGUCUCGCCGCUGUACCGCAAACAAAUCAAACUCAACUGCACUUAUGCGUCGAAAGUACUGCUCUCAGAUUGAUAACUGGUUUAGGCUCUGCUGAGGUGCAACCUCAACUUUCACGCUUUUUGUCUGAACCAAAAACUCUCGUCUCCGCCGAAUCGGAAGAACUGAAUAGGGCUUUGGUUUUGACUUUAGCACGAUCGAUGCACGUGACGGGAACUGGAGCUGAUUCAAUAAGUGGUCCAUGGUGUAAAGAAUUGCUCAAUACAAUUAUGCAAAAUACACCACAUUCAUGGGCAGUUCACACUCUACAGUGCUUUCCACCUGUUCUCAGCGAAUUUUUCCAACAGAAUAGUGUGCCUAAGGAAAAUAAGCCACAAAUAAAGAAAGCCGUGGAGGAAGAAUACAGAAAUUGGGCGUCAAUGAGCAAUGAAAAUGAUAUAAUUGCCCAUUUUACAGCUCCCAGUGCGCCGCCACUAUUUCUUUGUCUUCUUUGGAAAAUGAUACUUGAUACUGAUCGUAUUAGUCCAAUUGCCUACAAAAUUCUAGAAAGAAUAGGAGCAAGAGCUUUAUCGGCUCAUCUUCGAAAGUUCUGCGAUUAUCUUGUUUUUGAAUUUUCAAACAGUGUCGGCGGAGGACAACAUGUUAAUAAAUGUGUCGACACAAUUAAUGAUAUGAUUUGGAAGUACAAUCUAGUAACAAUAGACAGACUAGUACUUUGUUUGGCACUGAGAACGCAAGAAGGAAACGAAGCGCAAGUGUGCUUUUUUAUAAUUCAAUUAUUACUUUUGAAAGCCACGGAAUUUCGCAAUAGGGUUCAGGAAUUUGUUAGAGAAAAUUCCCCCGAGCAUUGGAAGCAAUCAAAUUGGCACGAGAAACAUUUGGCGUUUCAUAGAAAAUUUCCGGAAAAAUUCGCACCCGAGGGAAUUGUCGAGCAAACGAGUGGCGGACCGGGACAAUAUCAAAAUUUACCCGUUUAUUUUGGAAAUGUUUGCCUGCGAUUUCUCCCUGUAUUCGAUAUAAUGGUUCAUCGAUAUUUGGAAAUUCCGCCCGUGUCCAAGAGUUUGGAGAUUCUCCUCGAACACCUAGGAUGCCUCUACAAGUUUCACGAUCGGCCAGUGACUUAUCUUUACAAUACUUUGCAUUAUUAUGAACGAAAUUUGCGAGACAGACCGAAUUUAAAACGUCGUCUGGUAUCGGCAAUUUUGGGAUCAUUGAAGGAAAUCAGACCAUCAGGUUGGGCUCUAUCGGAAGCUUAUACUUUGUAUAUAUCGAGACCAACGGAGGAUGUUAUCACUUGGGUACCUGAACUCGAUUAUUAUAUUAGACUCGUUCAAAGAAUCGUCGAAACAAUGUCGGGAACUGCGAAUUUUCCAGCCACUGAUUGGAGAUUCAAUGAAUUUCCAAAUUCAGCCGCUCACGCCUUGUACGUGACUUGCGUUGAAUUAAUGGCAUUACCAAUGGCACCAAAUUUAGUUGCUAAUUCAUUACUAGACGUCGUUGCCAAAGGAUACACGAUCAUUAAUUUUAACGAAAUUCAUUUAUGGAUUAAUUGUGUUGGUCUAUUGAUGGCAGCGCUACCAGAAUGUUAUUGGUCAGCACUUUACGAUCGCCUUGUUGAAACGAUCAACACACCGGCGUUGAUAAAAUGGCCUUAUGGAAAUUUAAGUCCGUUUCAGCUCUUUAAUUUUAACACCACGCACAAUGGUCUACUGGAAAACAAAUACAGUUAUAUGCUCGCCUUGGCCCAUUCGAUAUGGCAUCACGCUGGAGUUGGACAAAUCACAACUUUGCCACAAUUCGUGAAAGAAAAGCUACAACCUGUUGUCACCAGUGAGGAACAAUUGCUUUACGCGUGUCAUCUAAUAGGACCAACUCUGGCACGUUUCAACGUUGAAAGACCGGCCUGUGUCAACAAACUCACGGUCAAUUUGUACGAAAUGUUGGAACAGGUGGACAAAUCUCAGGCUCAUUUAAAUUACAUGGAUCCUGUUUGCGAUCUUCUAUAUCACAUUAAGUAUAUGUUCGUUGGCGAUACGAUGAAGACUGAUGUGGAAUCUAUAAUUCGAAGACUGAGGCCAGCUCUACAAAUGCGACUUCGCUUCAUCACGCAUCUCAACAUUGAGGAAAUUCAAGCUGAUGGACAAUCGCAAGCAACGCUCCCAACAGCAUAAUUUUUUCAGGCGAAUUUUAAAAAUCAUUUUUUUUUCUUUUUUUUAAUAACAUGACCAUAAUAUUUAUAUAUAUAGAUAUAUAAUUUAUCUUAAUUAUUAAUAAAUUGAAGAAGGCGAAGAUUACUCGAAGCAGAAAUCUUUUGUAUUGUCAAUCAAAUUGUAUAAAGUUGCAUUUAUGAUAAAGGUUAAAAGAGUCAAUAAUUAAUUUUUCAGUAAUAAAUAUUCGAUAUGUUUAAA